AUGACUGUGACGAACAAGCGAAGGAAACAAGAUGCACUUGCUGUAAAAACAAGAAAAAUAAGUCAGUUUCGGAUAUUUUCUGUGUUUCUGGUAAAUGCCCGUGCCACAAAGUAAACCACUCUUGUACCCGCUCGUGUAGAUGUUACAAUUUCAAAAAUACAUGCAAUUCCAAUGAAGUUGUGAAGGUAAAAAAGAGUCCGAAGAGAGGCUGUAGUUGCGGAGUUGGACAAAAGAGCAAAGGCCGAAUUGUCCGUGUGUAGCGGGUGGCUUAGGAUGCACCGAAGUCCGCAGAUGCUUUAAUUGUGGAAACAUUGUUAAAGCUCGAGCUGACCCGGGAAAAACCCUAAAACGAAAGAAGCGAAGUAGGGCGACUGUCUCUCCAUAUAAGAGGAAAAGGGAUCAUAGUUCAUGA
Molecule: messenger RNA, 412 nt
Organism: Pocillopora meandrina
Lineage: Eukaryota; Metazoa; Cnidaria; Anthozoa; Scleractinia; Pocilloporidae
Source: the annotation of a GenBank genome assembly